AUGUCAGAGAACGUUGGGCUGUCCACACCCCGAGGUAGCGGAACUUCGGGCUACGUGCAGCGCAAUCUCGCCCACUUGAAACCCCGAGAUCACGGAGCGCCAUAUCCCCAAGAUCGUGACAGCUUACGGCACAAGCAGCGACAGCCCGACAAGGGUAUACUAGAACAUGAUCGCAAACGACAGAUUGAAGUCAAGGUGUUCGAGCUGAGAGAUAAGUUGGAGGAAGAGGAAGUCGAUGAGGAAGAAAUUGAUAGGCGCUGCGACGAACUGCGCGAUAGGCUUCACGCUGAGAAAGACUCCGGGAAAAAGGGUUCCGGAUCGCAAAGAGCAUUUAAAGAACAUCAAGUACACGAGAUGGCCGACGCCAAGAUUAAGGAAAGCGAGCGGCUGCGAAGGGCUCUCAAAAUCAGUUCCGAUUAUGAAGAGGGUAGCCAUUGGAGGAGGCAGGAGGAGAGACUUGGUGCCGCUGUUGAAAAAGGGGCCGACAACGAGAAGUGA
Messenger RNA from Ustilaginoidea virens, 498 nucleotides. RefSeq lists its product as uncharacterized. The coding region runs from base 1 to 498 and encodes 165 amino acids. Lineage: Eukaryota; Fungi; Ascomycota; Sordariomycetes; Hypocreales; Clavicipitaceae. The transcript has 2 exons. The record is from RefSeq and is a predicted model, not a curated record.